Molecule: messenger RNA, 219 nt
Organism: Cotesia congregata
Lineage: Eukaryota; Metazoa; Arthropoda; Insecta; Hymenoptera; Braconidae
Source: the annotation of a GenBank genome assembly
AUGGCGUUCCCUGAGUACAACGAAGUUAUUGACGUUGUCAAAGAAGUUACCGCAGGUUCAUUUGAAAUAAAAAUAAACGACGAAUUAAUUUAUUCAAAAUCACAAACAAUGGCGUUCCCUGAGUACAACGAAGUUAUUGACGUUGUCAAAGAAGUUACCGCAGGUCAGCCUCCUAGAAAAAUAACCAAACAGCAGCCAAUUGACUGUAUUAUAAUGUGA